This is a messenger RNA of Agrilus planipennis (emerald ash borer), 896 nucleotides long. Its product is annotated as ubiquitin-conjugating enzyme E2 J2-like. Lineage: Eukaryota; Metazoa; Arthropoda; Insecta; Coleoptera; Buprestidae. The record is from RefSeq and is a predicted model, not a curated record. The transcript has 4 exons. Bases 197 to 871 code for a protein of 224 amino acids.
GUUAUUUUUUUCUCAUAUUGAUGUCAUAUUCUUAUUUGACGUUUAUCUACUGAAACUCUAAUAGUUAUAUUUCAGCAUUUAUUUAUCUGAAGAGGCGUCUUAAAAUUAAACGUUUUUUACACACAUAAUAAACAAAUUCGUUUGAGUAUGUGAUGGUAGAGAAUUGUUACUGUUUUGUGAAUGUACAAAUUUUACAAUGUCUAACAGGAAACAUAACAGUGCAACAGCCAGAUUGAAGCAGGAUUAUUUAAGGCUCAAGAAGGACCCUGUUCCCUAUGUAACCGCCGAACCCCUCCCCAGUAAUAUAUUGGAGUGGCAUUAUGUUGUUUGCGGCCCCGAAAAAACACCGUACGAGGGGGGUUACUAUCAUGGAAAAUUAAUUUUCCCCCGCGAGUUUCCUUUCCAGCCUCCAUCAAUUUACAUGAUCACCCCCAGUGGUAGAUUUAAAACAAACACCAGACUUUGUUUAAGUAUAUCAGAUUUCCAUCCGGAUACAUGGAACCCAGCAUGGAGUGUUUCUACAAUUUUGACUGGUUUACUUAGCUUCAUGAUUGAGAAAGUACCCACACUGGGCAGUAUUGAGACAACAGAUUAUGAUAAACGUCAAUUAGCUUACCAGUCGCUAGAAUUUAAUUUGAAAAAUAAACAGUUUUGCGAGCUAUUUCCCGAAAUAGUUACCGAAAUACAGGCAGAAAUAGUUAAACGUAGUACGAAUCAGAAGGCGAACGAUUGCCAAAAUCAGCGUCAGGAUUCUACAGAGCCUAGCAGUUUUCAAGCGUGUCUUACAAACAUAAUUGUUUUAAUUGGUUUCGCCGCAUUCGCCUUUACUGUUAAAUAUGUUAUGAAAACCACUUAUACCGAUUCCGAAUAAUUUAAUAAUUAAUUGCAUGAACAUA